Stylonychia lemnae is the source of this 1425-nucleotide messenger RNA. The record is from the annotation of a GenBank genome assembly. Lineage: Eukaryota; Ciliophora; Spirotrichea; Sporadotrichida; Oxytrichidae.
AUGAUGGGGACAGAUCAGACACUCAAGAAUUACCAACAGCAUAGCACUCACAAGUAUUUAAUUUUCAGAUUUAUUAACAAUUCAUAGUUAAACUUAUAAUCACCAAGAGUUGAAGCAGUCAGCAUUUGGAAAGAUUCACCUUUCACUUCAACCUAAUACUAUCAAUAUGCUUAAGCUAUUCAAACUGGUUUGGCUUUGAAAUAUACAUCCUCGGCUGUUUGCUUCUAAAAUACUUACAGUUUAUUGAAUGACUUAUUCUAUCUCCACCAGAAUAUCACAGGCUAUACUAUAAGUUCUGUAGCAUAUUCAAAUGGAGUUAGAUAAGUAUCCAUGGUAUCCUUCAAUGUAUCAAAUAUCAUUUCGCGUAAUUUUGCCAAUACUUUUUCCAACUGUUAUACGAUGACAGCCAACUUUUAAUCCUAGACAGCAGUAUGGCUUGAUUCAUUUGUUGAUUUCUCUGAUGUGUAUACAUCAUUCUUGUUCAAUUUGCUUUCCUAAUCCCUUAAAAUCAGAAGUUUAUCAACUAACAUUCAAACCUCACAAACUAGCAAAGAUUGGGUUACAUUCAGUAAAUCUAUAGCGUAGCUUUUUAGUAUCAUUUUUGACUUUGAAUCAUCAAAUGCCGCAAACCUAGAUGGAUUGAAAUUUGAAGAUAUUUAUAAUACUAUGAUGUUUGCUAGCAAGGAGAGUAACGUUGAAUUAAGCUAAAAGGAGGUUUAAUCUAUGAAAAAGAUGAUUGUCUAUUCUGCUGGAAUAUUAUAAACUCUUUUCCCAAGUAUGAAAUAGCCUUUGAAGGAAAAUGAAAACUAUCAAAAGAUUAUUCAAUUUGCCAACGAAGCUGAUUAAUUUCUCUAAGAGCAAUCAUUAAAUGCUUAGAAAUUCAUGGAUGGAUAUGAAGAGAGAAUGUAAGAAAACAACUAAAAGAGAGUUGCGUAAAAGGGAAGAAGCUUGUUGUAAGUACUUGCAAACCCAGAUAUGACCUUCCAUUUAGCUGAUGUUCUAUAUAUCGGCUUUGGUGUCGUAGAAGGUGCGAUGAGCGCAGUUCCAACAUCUGUUUUCAAUUACUAAUGUGGUAAAAAUGUGACCUAAUCUAGACUAUAUUUUGCAGCUGCAGUUUAAGAUUUUUCAUAACAAAAAACAGACAGUGCUGUUGCUAAUAUGUACAAGAUCUUAUAAAGCGUUGACGACAUUACAAUCAACUGUGUCUUAGGAGUUCAAACAUCUGCAAAUACUGAUGUGACAAAAUUAUUCACAUCUGAUGGAGUGCUGACAAACAUUCUCUAUAAUGCUGGAUUCAUGUUUACAGACGUGCUAGACAUCAUUAGAUAUGAUGAUAGCGACACAAAUCCAUAUUGGUAUUAUGUUUUCUACAGAGUUGGAGAUUUCCUUAUAAGAUUUGUUUAUAGAGAUACUACUCUAACAUGA